AUGUCUCCUCCAAACCCCCUCCUCAGCGACAAUGUCCCCUCCCACAUCCUAUCCCUCCUCGAUCGUCUCCAUGAAGCCUCCCUCAACCAAGAGUCUAGCAUCACAAAAGCUGACUAUGCAGCAUCGGUCAUCCACGAAAACAUGAAGGAUAAAUUUAUAGCUCUCGAACAGGAUAAAUGUCACUUUGUGUACCAGCUCGCCAAAGCUAUUGGCGCCAAAAACAUCGUUGAAGCAGGAACUUCAUUCGGUGUCAGUACCAUCUAUCUUGCUUUGGCAGUAGCGGCCAAUAUCAAAGCUACAGGAGGGUCUGGGGUGGUUAUUGGGACUGAACAUGAACCGGAGAAGGCGGCGAAGGCGAGGGAGCAUUGGAAGGAGUGUGGAGAAAUUGUUAGCGGACUUAUCGAUUUGAGGGAAGGAGAUUUGAGGGAGACUUUGAAAGUGGCACUUCCAGAUACAAUUGAUCUCUUGCUAUUGGACAUCUGGACCCCAAUGGUGGUUCCAACCCUGAAAUUGGUGCAGCCAAAAUUUAGGCCUGGAUCUGUGAUCAUUGCAGACAAUACGGUCGGGAGUGCUCCAGACUAUCAGGAAUUUUUUGAUUACAUUCGAGCGCCAGACAGUGGUUUCACGAAUAUUACACUCCCAUACCACAAGGGACUAGAAAUGAGCGUUUAUUCCCCUAAAUAG
Molecule: messenger RNA, 684 nt
Organism: Orbilia oligospora ATCC 24927
Lineage: Eukaryota; Fungi; Ascomycota; Orbiliomycetes; Orbiliales; Orbiliaceae
Exons: 2
Coding region: 1-684 (227 amino acids)
Molecular function (GO): O-methyltransferase activity
Source: RefSeq, a predicted model, not a curated record